Acaulospora morrowiae is the source of this 228-nucleotide messenger RNA. NCBI's taxonomy places the organism in Eukaryota, Fungi, Glomeromycota, Glomeromycetes, Diversisporales, Acaulosporaceae. The record is from the annotation of a GenBank genome assembly.
AUGUCGAAUGAAGCAGAAAAAGAUAUCAAUGCCGAAUCAGAAAUUGACUUUUCGGUCGUUGACGCUCUUCCUGAAAAGGAUGCGGAUACCGAAGAAAAAAAAGAAACAGUAGAAGCCGUCCCAUUCUCAAAAUUACUCCGUUUUGCCACUCCUGUAGAAUACCUCUAUAUGUUCGUCGGGUCGAUUGCUGCGUUGGUUUCCGGGGCGGCUCUGCCAUUAAUGACCAUU